Cinclus cinclus is the source of this 1957-nucleotide messenger RNA. It is a transcript of the gene SPRYD3, whose product is annotated as SPRY domain containing 3. Gene Ontology annotation, molecular function: protein binding. The transcript is spliced from 11 exons. The record is from RefSeq and is a predicted model, not a curated record. Bases 1 to 1266 code for a protein of 421 amino acids. Lineage: Eukaryota; Metazoa; Chordata; Aves; Passeriformes; Cinclidae.
AUGGAUGACCUGAACCUGCACUUCAGGUUCCUGAACUGGCGCCGACGGAUCCGGGAGAUCCGGGAGGUGCGGGAGGUGCGCUGCCAGGAACGUGCCCGGCACAUCCUGGUGGAUGGGGACACCCUCAGCUACCGUGGCCCCUCGGGCGAGGUCGGCUGUUACGUGGCCCCACGGCCACUGACCCGCGACAGCAACUACUUCGAGGUGUCCAUCGUGGACAGCGGGGUCCGCGGCACCAUUGCCGUCGGGUUGGUCCCGCACUGCCACAGCCUCGAGCACCCCCCGGGAUGGGGGCCUGGCUCUGUUGCCUACCACGCUGAUGAUGGAAAGCUCUACAGUGGCCGAGCCAAGGGGCGCCAGUUUGGAUCCAAGUGCAGCUCUGGGGACCGAAUCGGCUGUGGUGUUGAGAGGGGCUCGUUCGGGGCCCCCCCCGCCCAGGUUUUCUUCACCAAGAAUGGCCAGAGGGUGGGGGGGCUGGGGGUGCCACUAUCGCCCCCGGGGCUUUUCCCAGCCGUGGGGCUGCACUCGCUGGGGGAGGAGGUUCGGCUGCAUCUGCCCCCGCCCGGACCAUCCGAGGAGGAGGGGGGAGCGAUGCUGGUGGACAGCCUGGAGGAGGAGUGGGGGAGACUCCAUGACGUGCGACUCUGUGGUUCUGUGCUGGAAUACGUGGGGAAGGGGAAGAGCAUCGUGGAUGUGGGGCUGGCCCAGGCCCGGCGGCCACUCAGCCCCCGUAGCCACUACUUCGAGCUGGAGAUCCUGGACCCCGGCGAGAAGUGCUACAUUGCCCUGGGCGUGGCCAGGAAGGAUUACCCCAAAAAUCGUCACCCCGGCUGGAGCAGAGGCUCAGUGGCCUAUCACGCGGAUGACGGAAAGCUGUUCCAUGGCAGCGGGGUCGGGGAUCCCUUUGGCCCACGCUGCUACAAGGGUGACAUGAUGGGCUGUGGGAUCAUGUUCCCUCGGGACUACGGCCGGGACAGCGAAGGUGACAGCGAUGACUCCUCGGAGCCCCCGGAAGUGAAGGUGAAGGUGCGCAACGUGAUGUACUUGGAGGAGGAGGAGGAAGAGGAGGAGGAAGAGGAGGAGGAAGAGGAGGAUGGGGAGGACAUGGAGCAGGAGGGCAGGAAGGUCGUGGUGUUCUUCACGCGGAACGGAACGGUCGUGGGGCGCAGGGAGGUUGGGGUCCCCCCCGGGGGGCUCUUCCCCACCGUGGGGAUGCUCAGCACUGGUGAGAGGGUCAAGGUGGACCUGCACCCCCUGAGCGGAUAAAGGGGGGCCCACGUGGGGUCCUCCAACAUCUGAAACCCUCUGGUGCUCCCGGACCCACCCCGGGCUCUCCCAGUGCACUUUAGGGUGUUUCCACAACAGUGGAGAUGCCCCCCAAGGUGGUUUUUAGGGGGUUCACUCCUGCCAUCCCACAUUAUUUUGUGCUUUGAAGGCUCUUGGGGGGGAGUGUCCCCCAAGCAAAUGCCCCCAUUGACCCCUCAAAAGUACCCCACUGUUGUCCCCACCGAGAUGGUUUUUGGGGGUCUCAGCCAUGGCCUCUACCAUAUUUUUGGGGAACCCAUUCCUGCCCCACCUCCAUGUUUGUGAGGGACUCAAUCCUGCCCCCCCCCAGUCAUCCCAAUGACCCCCCCCAGGUGGAUUUGGGGGUCUCAGUCAUGCCCCUUCCACCAUGGGUGACCCUUAUGCUCCCCCAGAGCUCCCCAAACCACCCCUUUGACCCUCUCCAGCCCCCCCAACCCCUCCCACUCCACUGACCUCCCUAGUAUCCCCUCAGAUCACAUCUGUGCUCCCCAUCUCUUCCAGCACUCCUCAUUCUUGGAGAGUUCCAGGGGGCAGAAUUAGGGGUUCUCCCCCAAAUCAUGAAUGUAACCUGACCUUUUCAAUUCCAUGGGAGCCCCCAGAGUCCCCAGCUCUGUGGUGGGGGCUGGGCUGUUUUUGGUGCCCCCUUUGAUGU